Messenger RNA from Diabrotica virgifera virgifera (western corn rootworm), 1308 nucleotides. RefSeq names its product zinc finger protein OZF-like. The transcript has a single exon. Lineage: Eukaryota; Metazoa; Arthropoda; Insecta; Coleoptera; Chrysomelidae. Gene Ontology annotation, cellular component: nucleus. The record is from RefSeq and is a predicted model, not a curated record. Gene Ontology annotation, biological process: regulation of transcription by RNA polymerase II. The coding region runs from base 1 to 1308 and encodes 435 amino acids. Gene Ontology annotation, molecular function: DNA-binding transcription factor activity, RNA polymerase II-specific; RNA polymerase II transcription regulatory region sequence-specific DNA binding.
AUGGCUCCCGCAAAUUCAACUAAUGGCGAUACAUUCUAUAAAGAGCAAAAGAAAAUAAACGAUUAUGUGGAAGCUACAAAACUAGGAGUGAGAAAAAGGAACAGAAAGAAUUCAAAAACUAAAAAUUUUAAACCAAUAGAGGAUCCUGGUGUUAUUGCGAAUACUGAAAGAUACGCAAAUCCAUUUGACUAUUCCACCUAUCAGAAUAACAUUCUUCUUCCAUGUGCAUUAAAGAAAAAAAUAGCAUCUUUAGAAGAAAAAGAGCAGCAACAUACAAACAACGGUGUUUCAUUGACUUGUAAAAUUUGUUGUAAAGGCCACGAGAGUAAAGAAAGUCUAUUUGAACACUACGAAACACAUAGAACAAUAGCAGAACAAUUACAAUAUUGUGACAAAGAUGAAGAAGAUAAAUACGUGCUAUUGGAUUCAGAUGACGAAAAAGUUACUUGUGACCUGUGUUUGGCGACUUUAAAAAAUAAGGCUACCUAUCAUAUUCACCUUCAACAGCGCCAUAGAUCGAAAGAAAACUACUGUGAGAUAUGUAAAAGGAACUAUGCUAAUCAGUAUGUAUUGAGCAUACACAAUGCUACACACAGUUCUGAUCCUAAAACACUAGUUUGUGUAAUUUGUAAAACUUUUAGCACUCAGAUUACAAAUGAUUUAUACAGCCAUAUUCGCUCAGAACACUUAAAAGAAGACUUUUAUUGUGACGAAUGCGACAAACAUUUUUACUCAAAAGACUGGUUUGAAGGUCACAAAACGUUUCACAAAAUGUAUACAACCAAUCACCAACGUUGCAGUGUUUGCUCUGUCGAAUUUACAACUACUCGCAAACUACUUGUCCAUAUGCAAGAAAAACAUGGAGAUAACUCCCUCAUUAAAUUCAAAAGAUAUAAAUGUAUUGAAUGUAAUCUAACUCUGCCGUUUAAGAAGAAUCUUGAUAGCCACAUGCAGCAUGUACAUCUAAGCCAGCAAAGAUCAUUUCUCUGCGAUGAUUGUGGACGAUCAUUUCCUUCAAUAUCGCCUUUAACACAACAUAUGAAAAUACAUAAAGAAGGACAGUAUGAAUGUUCCUUUUGCAACAAAAAAUUUAAACAGAAACAAUCCUUGAAGCUUCACAUUCGGACUCACACAGGGGAAAAACCACAUAAGUGCCAUUUAUGUGAUAAAAGCUUCUCCCAAAGCCCAGCACUCAAAGUCCAUCUACGAACGCAUACCGGUGAACGGCCUUACUCCUGUAGGAACUGCAAAAAAGGUUGUGUUACUAAAACUGCUAGAGACUGCCAUGAAAAAACUUGUAAAAAAUAG